AUGACCAAUGAGGAAGCGUUAAAUGGCGUGUCAAAUUUGAGAUCGAUUAAAUCGGAUCAAAUAUAUCAUCAUACCAAAUGCAAAAAUAUUGAAGUCAACGUAGGUUUCGAUGUAAAAGUCAAUUGUCGGGCACAUCGUCAACCAUUGGACAAUGAUGUGUGUGGAACACAGCGAUCUGGAACUGGAGCUUGUCUUGUCGCCUGGUAUGCAGUCAUUUUUACUCAGUAA
Messenger RNA from Plasmopara halstedii, 228 nucleotides. RefSeq lists its product as uncharacterized. NCBI's taxonomy places the organism in Eukaryota, Oomycota, Peronosporomycetes, Peronosporales, Peronosporaceae. The record is from RefSeq and is a predicted model, not a curated record. The transcript is spliced from 3 exons. The coding region runs from base 1 to 228 and encodes 75 amino acids.